Ectocarpus sp. CCAP 1310/34 is the source of this 2080-nucleotide messenger RNA. Lineage: Eukaryota; Phaeophyceae; Ectocarpales; Ectocarpaceae. The record is from the annotation of a GenBank genome assembly.
GCAGCCUGCUGGCCUUCUUCCUCCGCCAUCUCUCUCUCUCUUCUCUCUACCCGUCCGUCAUGGUGCGUCGACGGCGAAUACCCGUCCGGUUGGUCUUCGGCUUCUUGCUUCUGACGCGAAAGGAGGGAUGCGUCGGUUUCGUAGCCAACCUGGCGGCUCAACAGCACCCGCAGCAGCGACACCGUUCUUCCUCGUGCGGCCAAGAGGAUCAUCAUCGUGAGCACCAUGGAGCAGCGGCAGCUGCAACCGAAGCAGCAGCAGCAGUGACAGCAACAAGAACAGCAGCGCACAGAGCAAUUGCUUCAAGAACAGCACUAUACGCAACGGGGUUCGGCCCGCCGCCGCCUCCCCCAAGGAGAGCCAGCACACCCCACCCCAGCACUGGCGCCUACUACCCCAGCGACGACGACGAGGACAGCAGCAGCAGCGAACCACCGCCCGACGGGGAUGCCGGAGAGCCGUUCCCCAGGCUGGAAGACGCGAAGAAGGUGGAGGAGCCCCGAGGGAUCGGGACGCUGUUCGAAUCCGAGGACGAGUUGAUCCGCGAGCUGUCGAGCGAGGAGUACACAAACCUCCUGCGGGACUGGGCGCCGAUCGCGUCGUUCGCGUCCGUCGAGGCCAUCGACACCAAGGUUAAAGAGGAGGCGGCCUGCAUCCUGACGGUGCUGAGAGGCAUGGCGGAGUGGCAACCAAAGCGUAACGCGGACUACACGAAGCUAGGAUCCAAGUGGUCCUUCGGGGCACCGAUUGGGGCUAUCAAGGGUGGCCAGGUGGACGCCUUGGCAUGCCUUCAGGUGAGCGAGGACGAUGGGGUCGUCGUGGAGUGGAUCUGCGGCAACCCCGUCACCCUCGGCAUCCCGGGCAACGCCGUUGAGUGGCUCGCCAAGGGCAUCCACGCCCUCUGCGGGAAGAGGUUAGACCUCCCGGUGACGAUAUCGCCGAAGGCGAGGGGGGAAGGGAGCGGAGGAGGGCAAGGAGCGGCUGGCGGCGGCGGCGGCGGCGGCGGCGGCGGCGGUUAUGGUGGGAGAGGAGGAGGUGGUGGUGGAAAGGGCAAGGGGAAUAGCGGGGGCGGCGGCGGCGGCAAGAAAAAGAGUGGCUCAAAGAAACGCCGAUAGCUCUCGUGUAGUCCUAAUUCAUGAUUUUUCCAUCGGAGCGAGGUGGCGGAGGAGAGCAGAAGCAGGAAGACCAAGUUAAGCCGGUGAUGGCGGCAAUAGCCUAGAGUGGAGUGGCUGGGGACGGUAGAGACGAAGGAAUGGAAGAGCUUUGGAAAUAGCUGUGGAUAAUAAGAACCGCAGUUGCUCAAGAGAAACACCGACAGCAGUGACCCGAGGUCCUUCCUCCAAUGCCUGUGUGUAGAGUGUUAUGAGCUAUUUAGUGUCUUGCAUUCCGGAUGUUGAGCGUACAGCAGCAUGAGCUCUGUGGAGAAUUCGGUGCGGGUGGAGGUCCUGGAGCGAUGGCGCACAGGAACCAAUGAGAGCAGCUCCAUCGUAAGUUUUGGCGACGUGGCACAAGGAAGGGUGAUUUUCGUGUCGUGCCUCCGCCACCUUUGGGUGUGGGCAUUUCAAGUUUGGAGUACAAGCAGAUUACUCAUAGAAGAAGAUUCUUUCGUCUGACAAUAUUUCGAGUCGGCCCACGGUCAAGCACACCGUGUCCCCUUUAGCGUACCGUACCCCUACUGUAGGACAUGGAACACCCCGCGGCCUUGUGAUCGAAUCCCAUGUAUGUGUGUAAGCCUUGCAUGGGCAGGUCCAACUCUCCGCGCCGUCUUUCCACUACCGCCCGUUGUGUACAUGUUGGAUGAAUCUAAACAAACGUUUCGGUUGGCGUUCCAACUGUGUGUGUGUUGGAUGAUUCGCGUUGUGUUGGAUGAUGCUACUAAAUAUCGACAUGUAGGUUCGUUCACUUGUUUGCUGUCAGCUUAAGAGUAUGGCUCCUGUUCGCAGAGGUAUUGUCUUGUCUUGGUGGUAGUGCUCGUCCUACUUUCGCUGUUGAUUGGAUUUUCGUUGCCCCUUUUGCAUCGAAUCGAUGUUUGUCGGAUGCCAGAAUACACGUAAGAACCAACUGACUCAGGACAGGCGUU